Molecule: messenger RNA, 993 nt
Organism: Psilocybe cubensis
Lineage: Eukaryota; Fungi; Basidiomycota; Agaricomycetes; Agaricales; Agrocybaceae
Product: Deoxynucleoside triphosphate triphosphohydrolase SAMHD1-like protein
Exons: 7
Coding region: 1-993 (330 amino acids)
Biological process (GO): dGTP catabolic process
Cellular component (GO): nucleus
Molecular function (GO): dGTPase activity
Source: RefSeq, a predicted model, not a curated record
AUGUUCGAUUCACUCAUUAAAAAUAACAAGAUUAAUAUGAGUCUGGAGGAUCAAAACUUCGUCAAGGCUCUUAUAGCAGGCGACCAUACCCGAACACCCCAUGAAAAAAAGUUUUUGUUUGAUAUUAUUGCAAAUAAGACGAAUGGUCUCGACGUCGACAAGCUUGAUUAUCUUUGUCGUGAUACUGCAGUACUCAAUAUGCGAAUGAUGGUCUCACUCAUGUCACUGCAUAGGUUAUUAUCGGGCGCCAGGGUGGAUCCUCAAACAGGUCAUAUAUGCUAUAUCGACAAGGAUAUACUAACAGUCGAAACGUUUUUCCUGCAUCGUCGUUACUUGCACAACAAUCUAUACAACCACAAGACAGUCACGGCCAUUGGUUACAUGAUAGGGGAUGCUUUCAUCGCAGCGGACAAUUAUAUGAAGCUUUCAGAGGCUAUCUAUGACCCUGAACGAUACAUCACAUUGGAUGACCACAUCAUGAAACAAAUUAAAGAAUCUGAUUGUCCAGAAUUGGCAGAGUCUCGAAAAAUUCUCGAACGGAUUACCUCAAGGGAUCUUUACAGAAAGGCCGGUUCAAGAAUGAUCCGGUGCUCUGACUUUCCACGAAUUCGAGCCUAUGUCACUCCCGAUAGAAUUGCGGAGGCAACCAUCCUAUGCUCAGAAAAGAUGGAUUCCAAGGAUCAGGAAAUUGCAUCUGUCCUCCAACCAUCGGACAUCAUUGUUCAUUUCUCUUCAAGACACUUUGGCAUGGGGGAACAAAACCCAAUGGAUAUACUGAAAUUCUACAGCCGGGACAACUUGAAUGAUUUUCAUAGUGCACGGUCUACUGGCCAAUACGAUCCUCAAGAACCUGUUUGCCAACAUUUUCUUCUAGUUUUUGUGAAACAGGAGAAGUUUCUGGAGGUCGUGAAGGCGGGAUAUAAACAAAUAGAAGAAAACUUUAUUGAGCACAAAGUCGCCGAAUCCAGCCCACCUGCCAUUGACAGUGCUUAA